UAACAAAAUACAUUAAUUGAAAUAAAUGUCAUCAAAAUGUGUCUUCAAUUAGUGAUUGAAUGAUAUUAUAGUAAUUAUUAUUAAAUGUAAUCAAAUUGAUUGAUAUAAUGACUAAUAACAAAGUGAUAGUACUAUUGCCAUAUAAUUUGUGUCAAUUGGUUUGUGUGUUAUAUAUGAUUGUCAAGUUGUCGAUCACCCAAUUGAAUCCAUCACAACAUUUGCCAACCGCUCUACUAAUCAGUUAUGGCUUUCAAAGCAUCGCUCUAUUGAUAUCUCAUUCAAAGAUUGUGAUCAACAGUCAGAGUCUACUAAGUCUUGAUGUGAUACCAAAAGUGAUAACUUUAAUCAAAAGUAUUGCCAUUUAUUAUGUAUUGUCUGUACUAUUAGGCGCUCCCUUACUAUCUGAUAAACUCAAUACAUUAUAUUUGGCACUAUUAUUGACAUCACUGACAACACUUCCAAUUGUAGUGUUGUGUCGAUCGGACAAAAUAUUAUCAAAUUUGAUAAAUAGUUUAUACAGCAAUAAAUUGGAUGCAAGAGUUGACACAAUUGUCUUCAGGAUAUCAUUGAUAACACUAAUUGGUGGCUGGUUUGGGGCCUUUCCUAUUGUCUUAGAUUGGAUGCAGCCGUGGCAACAAUGGCCUAUAAGCGUUUGUUUGGGAGCAAUGUUUGCCAAUUUUAUCGCCAAUUCAAUAUCAUUGUGUUUUGGUUGCUAUAAACUAAGUUUUAAGUUAUAAUUUAAUUAUUUUUUUUAUUUUUACUUAAAAAAAUAAUCGACAGAACAUUUUAUUCAGUGAUUGUCAAAAAUAUCUGACAAAAGAUUAUCAUAUCUUAUAAUAAAAGCUUAUAAAUAAAU
Messenger RNA from Oppia nitens, 856 nucleotides. RefSeq names its product phosphatidylinositol-glycan biosynthesis class F protein-like (gene PIG-F). The record is from RefSeq and is a predicted model, not a curated record. Gene Ontology annotation, biological process: GPI anchor biosynthetic process. NCBI's taxonomy places the organism in Eukaryota, Metazoa, Arthropoda, Arachnida, Sarcoptiformes, Oppiidae. Gene Ontology annotation, cellular component: endoplasmic reticulum membrane. The transcript is spliced from 4 exons. Bases 108 to 737 code for a protein of 209 amino acids.